Prunus mume (Japanese apricot) is the source of this 388-nucleotide messenger RNA. The record is from RefSeq and is a predicted model, not a curated record. Lineage: Eukaryota; Viridiplantae; Streptophyta; Magnoliopsida; Rosales; Rosaceae.
AUAACCCAACAAGCAUAAUAGCCAGCUCUCCUCAUUAUCCUUGAUCAAACUCAAGAGUCAGGACCAAGCAAUAAUUUCAAGUUUUCAAGUAGUACCAAGGACCAAGUAUGUCUGAAGUGGUGGAGGUUUGGAUGAGCGAGUUGGCAAAGCUGAAAGACAAGGUAGGAGCUAAGAAGCGAAUGGUGUUUUCAUCAAAGGGCAAACAAGGAGAGGGUGAUGAUGAGGUUGAAGAACAACAAGUGUUGAAAGAAGCAAGAAAAGAGAGCAGCAGAAUGGCUCAGAUUCAGAGGGACUUGGAUUCCUCUACGCUUUCAGAGGCCACAGUCUGUUUGCUUAUGGACCGUUUUGUGCCUUGGUGACACCUUGUAAUUAAAUAUUAGUCUAAUCU